Messenger RNA from Lasiodiplodia theobromae, 1626 nucleotides. RefSeq lists its product as uncharacterized. Lineage: Eukaryota; Fungi; Ascomycota; Dothideomycetes; Botryosphaeriales; Botryosphaeriaceae. The record is from RefSeq and is a predicted model, not a curated record. The coding region runs from base 1 to 1626 and encodes 541 amino acids. The transcript has a single exon.
AUGCGUCUCCUACACUGCGAAAAGACUUCUCCGCAGCAGCCUAUCAACAUUUCCUUCUCCUUUUGCGGCGAUGCAACUCAAGCACGCUAUGCCAUACUAUCGCAUAGGUGGGGAAACCCCAAAGAUGAAGUCCUCUUUGCAGAUUUCAAAGAUGGAACGGCUGCGUCAAAGAAAGCUUACCCAAAAAUCCAUGGCUGCUGUACCAAGGCGCUUGAGGACGGAAUCAGCCAAGUCUGGGUUGACACCUGCUGCAUCGACCACGACAGUAGUGCUGAGCUUUCGGAAAUCAGCGCUAUGUAUUCCUACUACGCAUCAGCUAGCGUAUGCUAUGCAUAUUUGGAAGACGUCGAGAGUGGCGAAGAUCCCAAUGCGCAAGAUUCGAGCUUUAGAAAGAGUCUUUGGUUUACCAGAGGAUGGACACUGCAAGAACUCAUUGCACCCCCGACCGUUGUAUUCUUUGCCAAAGACUGGGUCGAGAUCGGCACAAAGGCCAGCUUGGCAGAUACUGUGGAAAGUAUCACUGGCAUUGAACGCAAAUUCUUCUUGGGAACUCCGCCAUUCUCGGCCAGCAUUUCGAAAAGGAUGUCAUGGGCUGCCAGGCGAGAGACUUCGAGAACAGAAGACAGAGCGUAUUGUAUCAUGGGCCUUUUCAACGUCUUCAUGCCUAUAAUGUACGGCGAGAGAGAAAACGCAUUCCUCCGGCUUCAGCAGGAAAUACUGAAGAAGUCUACCGAUCACACCAUCUUCGCUUGGGACUACGAGACAUCGAAUUACUCCGGCAUGCUCGCUACCGACCCUUCUCAGUUCCGGAAUGGUUGGAAAUUCGAGGCUAUCAAAUGGAUGGAUCUGGUGGACCUGCACCCACGACAGAAGAGCCGCGAAGAAGAAUUCAAGAGACCAAGGUCAAAUUUUGAGCUCACCAACAACGGGCUACGAAUCUGGUUACCCACAAAGUCUGACGUGAAGAUCGCCAAGACCAAUACACCCGUCCGCCGCGUAGCUCUGGGCUGCAGAGACGUCUCAAGGCCCGAUGAAAAAUGCGUGACGAUGUAUCUGGUGCGUUGGAAGGGAGAUCAAUACAUGAGGGUGAGCCCAUCUGUUGGCCUCGAUGGACAAAGGUUGAGUGCGAAUAUCGACAAGGAAGUGACUCUCAAUGAGUUUUUCCUUAUAGAUCGCUACCCUCUUGAUGAAAACGUGGGAGCAAAUACCCAGGACAUCGUGCCGAUCCUCACCAUGGAGUAUCGUCAACUGGAUGGAUUCGCAGUAGCCGAUUAUUUUCCCGAGAAUGCGUGGCUUCCAAACGAAGGUCUUGACAGCAUCUCAUUGAGUUUUUCGGAUACCAAUGACUCGUUCGGGACUCUCCAGCUCUCGAAUGAUGCAACCAAAGACGUCAUUGUCAUGCACGUCGGAUUCUCCGACGGUAAACCCUGGGCAGCUCUCGGAGUGAGCCACAUGUCGAAUUUUCAGGCAGCCGCAGAGCUCCAUCAAGCCUUUCCAGCCAAGAAUCACGUACCUGAAACGGACUGGAUCAGGAGGAAAUUACCCGGAGCUCAGAAAGAUGUUAUGCUGUCUAUGAGGCAUUUCAAUGGGGAGUCGAUCAUGAAGGGCAAGUUACGGAUUCUUUAG